Coregonus clupeaformis (lake whitefish) is the source of this 1304-nucleotide messenger RNA. RefSeq names its product solute carrier family 25 member 5 (gene slc25a5). The coding region runs from base 104 to 997 and encodes 297 amino acids. Gene Ontology annotation, biological process: mitochondrial ATP transmembrane transport; mitochondrial ADP transmembrane transport. Gene Ontology annotation, molecular function: ATP:ADP antiporter activity. NCBI's taxonomy places the organism in Eukaryota, Metazoa, Chordata, Actinopteri, Salmoniformes, Salmonidae. The transcript is spliced from 4 exons. Gene Ontology annotation, cellular component: mitochondrial inner membrane. The record is from RefSeq and is a predicted model, not a curated record.
UCAAUUAAACGAAUCGGCCAUUUCGACUGAGCCGGCAUAUCUCAGCAGUCCUUGGUUGAAGGGGAAGGUUUCCUUGUAUCAACGUCCUCGAUAACAACAGAAAAUGAAUGAGACCGUCAUCUCGUUCGGUAAGGACUUCUUGGCUGGUGGUAUUUCCGCUGCCAUCUCCAAAACAGCUGUAGCCCCUAUUGAAAGAAUCAAGCUUCUACUUCAGGUGCAACAUGCUAGCAAACAGAUCACCGUUGACAAGCAGUACAAGGGUAUCAUGGAUUGCGUCGUCCGUAUCCCCAAGGAGCAGGGCUUCCUGUCGUUCUGGAGAGGCAACUUGGCCAAUGUCAUCAGAUACUUCCCCACCCAGGCCCUCAACUUUGCAUUCAAGGACAAAUACAAGCAAAUCUUCCUGGAUGGCGUGGACAAGAAACAGUUCUGGAGAUACUUCGCUGGUAACCUGGCCUCUGGCGGUGCUGCUGGCGCUACCUCCCUGUGUUUUGUGUACCCCCUCGACUUUGCCAGAACCCGACUGGCUGCUGAUGUCGGUAAGGCCGGUGCUGGGCGUGAGUUCAACGGCCUGGGUGACUGCUUGAAGAAGAUCUACAAGGCUGACGGUCUGAAGGGCCUGUACCAGGGCUUCUCAGUGUCGGUCCAGGGCAUCAUCAUCUACAGAGCUUCAUACUUCGGCGUCUAUGACACAGCCAAGGGUAUGCUGCCAGAUCCCAAGAAUGCAAGCAUCUUGGUCAGCUGGGCCAUCGCUCAGUCUGUGACUGCAGUUGCCGGUCUUACAUCCUACCCCUUCGAUACUGUCCGUCGUCGUAUGAUGAUGCAGUCUGGACGUAAAGGAGGUGACAUCAUGUACACUGGCACCAUUGACUGCUGGAAGAAGAUUGCGAGGGAUGAGGGUGGCAAGGCCUUCUUCAAAGGAGCCUGGUCCAACGUUCUCCGAGGCAUGGGAGGUGCCUUCGUGCUGGUGUUGUACGAUGAGUUGAAGAAGGUCCUCUAAACUGUUUUUAGAUGUCUCCCAAAAAAUGUUUAAACUGUAACAUAACUUGUACAUUUGGAAGGACUGUCAAAUUCCGCCUUAUUUAUAGGGACCAACUAGUAUCUUUGUGCUAGUUGUACUGGAGAAAUCUGUUUUGCGCUUUUUAUUUUGCCCAAUGUUUGUUUCUGUUUGCCCCUCACCAGAAUGUAAUUCCCAUUUUUAAAAAAGUUACAAUGCCAGGUCUUCAAAUGUCAACCUGUUUCAUCCAGAUGGUCUGUUUCUAGUCAAUACUGUAAAAAUAAAGGCAACCUACUGAAUGAACCUACAA